AUGUUGGAUAUAAAAACACUCCGGGCAGACCCGCAAGCCUGUGCAAAACUUUUAGCCGUCAAAGGUUUUCAAUUCGACGUAGAUUAUUUCCUGGAGCUGGAGAAUCAACGCCGGGUCCUGCAACAAGAAAGUGAACACCUGCAGAAUGAACGCAACCAGAAAUCAAAAACCAUUGGCCAGGCAAAAGCCCGGGGUGAGGACAUCGCGCCUCUGGUCGCUGAGGUAGGCGAUCUGGGCGAUCGAUUGGAUCAGGCCAAAGAACGUUUCAACGUAUUGCAGGACGAACUGCAGAGUUUCCUGCAGGCCAUACCCAAUACACCCGAUGCUUCUGUUCCAGAAGGUACUGACGAGGAUGACAAUCAGGAGAUUCGUCGCUGGGGAAACCUGCCCGCUUUUAAUUUUGAACCUAAAGAUCAUGUCGCCCUGACCGAAGGCGGCAGUAUGGAUUUUGAAGCUGCGGCGAAGAUCUCAGGGUCCCGUUAUGUGGUACUUCAUGGACAGCUGGCGCGAUUACAGCGCGCCCUGACACAAUUCAUGCUCGACACGCAUAUCAACGAGCAUGGCUAUCAGGAAGUGUACGUGCCGUACAUUGUUAACGCGGACAGUCUGUACGGCACCGGACAGCUGCCUAAGUUUGCACAGGAUCAGUUUCGCAUCGAGGGCGAGCAGGAAACUUACCUUAUCCCAACCGCCGAGGUGCCGGUAACCAACCUUUACCGUGACAGCAUUGUUGCUGUCGAAGAGUUACCGAUCAAACAUGUUUGUCAUUCACCCUGUUUCAGAAGUGAAGCCGGUGCGCAUGGACGAGACACCCGGGGCAUGAUUCGCCAGCACCAGUUCGAAAAAGUUGAAAUGGUUCAGCUUGUUCAACCGGAGCAAUCCUGGCAGUCAUUCGAUGAAUUGACCCACCAUGCCGAAAACAUAUUGAAAACUCUGGAACUACCUUUCCGCACAGUCGUACUAUGUGGCGGCGACCUCGGCUUCUCGGCCCGCCGCAUGCAGGCACGCUAUCGUGACCCGGCAACCAACAAACCGGUCAGCUCUGAUCUGCGUUUGAUUAUCUCAGCCACCAAUAACCGUGAAGUCAACAGAUUCGUCUAUGACGCAGCUAUCCAGGCUGGUGUGCUGGUCAACUGCGUCGACCAGCCGGACCUAUGUACGUUCAUUUUCCCCGCGAUUGUUGACCGCAGCCCGAUUCUGAUCGCCAUCAGCAGCAUGGGCAAUGCGCCCACGCUGGCAAGGGUGGUACGUGGCUGGAUCGAAGCUCAGUUAUCACCUAACUUAGGUAAACUGGCUGAGCUGGCACAAAGUCUGCGAGAUCGCGUCAAGCUCGAGUUGCCAUCUGUUGACGCGCGCAAAUCAUUCUGGGAAACGCUGUUUCGCUCGGCUGCUGCCGAGUCUGCCAUGCAGGGCAACCUGCAGGACGCAAAGACAAAAGCAGAAGCGAUGUUGGCAGAAAGUGCAACUGGUGAAACCGGCGGCAUACCUCAGGCCAGUGUUGCAUUGAUUGGCGCUGGACCUGGCGAUCCGGAACUGAUUACUUUAAAAGCUUUACGCCUCAUUCAGAGCGCUGAUGUUAUUUUGUACGACAAGUUAGCAAACCCGGCGAUUCUGGAUUACGCACGACGGGAUGCAGAGUUCGAAUUUGUCGGCAAACAGGGCCCCAAACCGGGCAGUCCACCCACACGACCGGACAAUCGCGGCAAUCAACAGUUCAGUAUUAACGACCGUAUCGUUGAACAUGCCCGCGCUGGUAGAAACGUUGUACGUCUAAAAGGCGGCGAUCCCUUUAUCUAUGGGCGUGGUGGCGAGGAAAUGGAACAGGUCAUCGAAGCAGGCUUUGACGUCAUCAUGGUGCCCGGCAUUACCGCUGCACUGGGCGCUGCAAGUUACGCCGGCAUUCCGUUGACCUACCGCAACCUGUCUCAGUCUGUGCGCUUUGUCACCGGCCAUCGCGUGGAGAAUGUCAUCAAUCUGGACUGGCCCGAAAUGGGUCGUCGCGAUCAGACGCUGGUGAUUUACAUGGGCCUUGUUGGGCUACCGACCAUUCUGGCCAAACUCAUUGAACAUGGCUGCGAACCUGAACGUCCUGCCGCCCUGGUGGAAAAUGCUACCUGGCCAGAGCAGCGCGUUAUUGUGGGCACGGUUGCAACGCUGGCAGAUGCCGCACACGAGGCACAGAUCAGCGGUCCAAGUGUUGUCAUCAUUGGUGAUGUUGUUGCAAAGCGGAAAGCCUGA
Messenger RNA from Symbiodinium pilosum, 2238 nucleotides. The record is from the annotation of a GenBank genome assembly. Lineage: Eukaryota; Dinophyceae; Suessiales; Symbiodiniaceae.